Trichomycterus rosablanca is the source of this 4190-nucleotide messenger RNA. It is a transcript of the gene flvcr2b, whose product is annotated as FLVCR choline and putative heme transporter 2b. Gene Ontology annotation, cellular component: membrane. Gene Ontology annotation, molecular function: heme binding; heme transmembrane transporter activity. Lineage: Eukaryota; Metazoa; Chordata; Actinopteri; Siluriformes; Trichomycteridae. The record is from RefSeq and is a predicted model, not a curated record. The coding region runs from base 65 to 1510 and encodes 481 amino acids. Gene Ontology annotation, biological process: transmembrane transport; heme export. The transcript has 11 exons.
UAUAAACAAUUACUUUAUCACACACAUCAGACUGUAUGUUGAAUUUGACAUUGUAUUGGACAUUAUGGAAGAACAAAGAAGCUCAGGCGGAGAGGUAAACAAUAAAAACUUUUCAAAUAAUCAAACACAAGUUCAUGUAGACCAUAAUGCACCAGAUGAGACUGAAGCAACUACUCAUUUGUACAAAAGAAGAUGGCUCAUUGUGUGUCUGUUCAGCUCAUAUUCACUAUGUAACUCCUAUCAAUGGAUCCAGUACGGUAUCAUCAACAACAUCUUCAUGAAGUUCUACAACGUCGACUCAUUCACCAUCGACUGGAUGUCCAUGAUUUACAUGCUUACUUACAUCCCACUCAUCUUCCCCGUCACGUGGCUUCUGGACCUCAAGGGACUCCGAGUGGUGGCGCUGGCAGCCACGGCCCUCAACUGCGCUGGCACCUGGAUUAAAGUGGCCAGCGCCAGACCUGACCUCUUUUUCGUCACCUUUCUGGGUCAGAUCACAUGUUCCAUGGCUCAGGUGUUCAUCCUGGGAAUGCCGUCCCGUAUCGCCUCUGUGUGGUUUGGAUCCAACGAGGUGUCCACUGCCUGCUCCAUUGGGGUCUUUGGAAAUCAGCUUGGAAUUGCCAUCGGGUUUUUGGUCCCUCCCCUCCUGGUUCCAAAUGUUGAGAGCAUGGAUGAGCUGGCUAGUCAUAUUCGAGUUAUGUUUUACAUCACAGCAGGCAUUGCAACAUUCCUAUUUAUUAUGGUGGUCAUGGUGUUUCAGGAGAGACCCGCUCUACCUCCGUCUCAGUCUCAGGCUGCAGCUCGUCUUAUUCCUCAAGAGAGUUACUCAUACUUCUCCUCCAUCCUGCGUCUGAUCCGUAACAAACCCUUCAUCCUUCUCAUCAUCAGCUACGGACUGAAUGUGGGAUGUUUCUAUGCUGUGGGUACACUGCUCAACCAAAUGAUCAUCCAACACCAUCCGGGUGAAGAGGUGAAUGCUGGAAGAAUCGGCCUGACCAUUGUCCUCGCCGGGAUGGUUGGAUCUCUAAUCUGUGGACUCUGGCUCGACAAAACCAAAACCUACAAACAGACAACGCUGGCCGUGUACUUGAUGUCUCUGGUUGGUAUGGUUGUUUAUGCGUUCACUCUCGAUUAUCUCGAUGAUCUGUGGGUUGUCUUCAUCACUGCCGGAGCUCUUGGGUUCUUCAUGACCGGGUAUCUUCCUCUGGGAUUUGAGUUUGCGGUAGAGCUUACCUACCCUGAAUCUGAGGGAACCUCCUCUGGUCUGCUCAACUGUUCUGCUCAGGUGUUUGGGAUCAUUUUUACUAUCUGUCAGGGGAAAAUUAUUAAUAGAUUUGGGACACUGGCUGGAAAUCUCUUCCUGUGUGUGUUCCUGUUCACAGGAAUGAUUAUAACAGCAUUUAUUAAGUCUGAUCUUCGCAGGCAGGAGGCUAAUCAAUUAGCCAGAACAUCCGCUGCAGUUGCUCAGGAUUACGGUGCCACGUGUCCUAUUAACCCUGCACAGCUCUGAUCAAUCAAACAGAGCUCAUUCUGCUUUCAGCAGCACAUACAGGCUCAGGAAACAACGAAUGGAUCGGCUGUGAGUUCUGCUGUUGGACCUGCAACCAGGCUGUAAACGAUGCAUUUUCAUUGUAGUCUGUAUAUAUAAUUGAGAUUUUAGUUUUUUAGUUUAAUUGAUCAGAUCUGAGUCCAUUACCAAAAACAACUUUUUAAUUAGAAGUCCAGUGUGUGUGUCCCAAACCACAUGCUUGGUUUCCUUUAUACUGCUUAUAUAUACCACUAUCAGUCCAUUGUGUCUGUGUCCCAAGCCACACACCUUAUUUACAAUAUAAUGUAAUAUACACCUCUAUAAAUCCAUUGGGGCUGUGUCACAAAAUACACAUCCCAUUAGCAAAUGCACAUACAGUAUAUACCACUAUAAAUGCAUUGUGUCUGUGUCCCGAAAAAAAAUCCUAUUAUACAGUAAGUAAUAGGUAAAGUUUGAAUAUGAGACUUGUUCUUGGUAGUGAACUCAGUUUGGACUGAAAUUUUAUAUCAUUUCAUAUCAUGUGUACUUGUAUUUAAUCGAUUUGCUUCUCAUUUCUGUCUGAUGAGAACGGAGCAGAAACGGGUUUAAUUUCAUUUUUCUAUCCAAGUUGCACUUUAGCCCUUGUGGUAAAUUCCAGAAUCUGAGCCGAAGUAUUAAGCAAAUAAUAAAUCAAAUUCAGUACAUCUGUUCAGAAAAUCUCAGGUUUAAUGCUUGCAUAAAAUAUGAUCUUGGUUGGAACAACCAUGUGAAGAAUUUAUCACUUUAACAUACAUUUUUUAAAGAUUGUUAUACAUUUUCCCAGAUUGUAUUUGAGAUUCUCUCAUACAGAAGGCCUCUUAAAACCUAAAUGACUUUGUGUGCAUCAGCAAAUUUACCUUCAUUUAAAUCGGACGUUAAUUAAAUGAAUAUUUCUCACUAAUCAAAACUAUUAAUAAGCGAUGAUUAAAUAAAAGGUGCCUUCAAAUAUAAAAAAGAACAUGCACUUAUAUUACAUUUACAGACUCAGGGUCGCUGUACAUCACACACGUGGGAUAUUAAGAUCGUGAACAGGAGGAAACAAUGAGUAAGCAGAUUAACUGAGACUGAGAAUAUGGGGGAGACAGGGGGUCACUGCAGCUGUUAAAGUAUUAGGGAGACGUGUGAAGAUUUUUAGUUUGUGUAAGUUGUCUAAGCACAGUUUUGAAUACGCUACAGUUUUCUAAGGGAUUUAAAAGGAAGCACUAAAGAAAGUGAGUUGCAAUAAUCAGGAUGUGAUAAAGGCAUGAAUCAGUAUUUCUACAUCAUGAAAACAAAGAGAAUCGAAGGUAUGCAAUAUUGCGAGGGUGGAAAAAAAGCAGAUUUGAUAACAGAAUUAAUGUGUGACUGAAAGGAAAGUCAAGGGUGACUUCUAAAUUCUGAACAGUAACAGGAGGGAGUUAUUCUGCCAUGUAAACUUAUACCAUCUAAGACUUUUAUGAUUCACUUUGACUUGACAAAAAUAAAAACAAAAUUAAAUCAAGCUGGACUUAGAUUAGUCCACUUUUUGAUUUUUUUUAAGGCAGUUUACUGUGGUGGGAACGAUAGCCGAUCUAAAAGGCGUAAACAGAUUAUCAGUGCUCGUGUGCUCAUAGUUGUCUUGCGACUACAUUUUUCAGAAGCUUGGUAAGAAAGGGAAAGGUAAACAUUGGGUUAUAGUGGCCAACUAGAGUGGCAUCUAGAGUAGGUUUCUUUUAACUAUAGGGGUAAUACUGGCUGUUUUCAGCAAGGUAGGAACCUGACCAGAGUGGUGAACAAUUCACUCCAACAGAAGUACGGGUUGCAAACGCUGAUAAACAGACUUUAAGUAAUGAUAUUGGUGCAGGGUCAAAAGCACUGGUGGAAGUGCUGCAUUCCAUGAUCAGUUUUCGAAUGUCGGUGUAAACAAAGUUAGGAGAUAAAAUGCAUUAGUCUAUAGUGCAGUUAAAUGGAGUUAUUCAUAAAUGGUCAGAAUUUGGUUUUGGAAGAAUUGAAACUUUUUGCACAAGGUAGUAAAGCCUGUCCGUGUAAAAGAAUAAUGAUGGAGGAGCUUACUGAUGGUUUUAAGUGGAUUAUUGGACCUACUACUGCCAUCAUGUUUUAUUCCAGAUAGAUUCGAUUAUCUGGCAGUAUUAAGAGCUUAAUGACAAAGCUUAAUGUCUGGAACAGGCCAGUUGCUGAAUAGAAGAGAGUCAGUAGGGCAGUUUCGGAAUGACUGUUCCAGCAUGGAUGAUACCACCCAGUAAAAGCACAAUCCUAACAUCCCCACUUCAGAUGCUCAGCCAAAUUAGACACAUUGUCCUGCCAACUGGAGUUCAGCUGAGACCAGUGUUUAGCACUUUCACGUCACUAAAAGCCUUUGAACUUCUGUCUGUUCUCUAGCAGGGUGCUAAUAAUUCUGGACAUGACUGGAAAUCAUUAUUUUUUGUGUUUUGUAUCAAACUGUUUUGUGUAUGAUGAUUUUAGUAGGACAACAGAAAAAAGAUAGACUGAAGAUUUACUGAUCAAAUGUUUUGCUGUGAAGUGAUUUUUUUAUUAUUAAUUCAUGAAAUUAAUGUUUUUGUAACAAAUUAAAACUUUACAUUUUUCUGUUUAGAAAUAACAGAUUUUUUUGCACAAAAUUGUAAAGAUCUAGCUUUAAUGUUAUUAAAAUAACUAAUUUAAAACA